UGAGGUAGAGGUGAUCAAAGAGAGGGGUAGACUCAAAGAAAAGGCAGGACCCAAAUCACCUUUUUAGCCUAAUGUUAAUGAGGUGUCAUAAUUCCCAAAUCCAUCAAUUAUCUAGCUUCCCCAUUAAGCUUCAGUCCAUAGGGGGGUGGGUGGCUGUUUAAUCAUACCCAUUUCUUAUUUCAUUUGUGUUAUAGGUGUUAGGUACACAUUCCCUCUAAUUCUUCUUACUCUUGACAGCCAAUUCCACCCAUCAUAAUCAUAAUGUGAGUGUGAGUGUGAGUGUGAGUGUGAGUGUGAGUGGUUCAAGAAUCUUCACUUCACUUCACAUUUCACAAAUACCAUCAUCCUCUGCUCGGCGGCAGAAAAACAAGAGUUGAUGGCUAUCUCAAUCCCCUUUUCCGACUUUACCCCUCUCACCAUCCUCUAUUUACUAUUCUUCUUCUCUUCCGUUUCCUCCUUCAACAUCACCCAUCUCCUAUCCUCCUACCCCGAUCUCUCCGCCUUCACCGCCCUCCUCACCACCACCUCCGUCGCCGCCGAUCUCACCGCCCGUUCCUCCCUCACCCUCCUCGCCGUCCCCAAUGCCUAUCUCUACUCUACCUCCGCCACCCCCCAACCCUCCUCCACUGACCUUGCCGAUGUCCUCCGCUACCACGUCCUCCUCGAGUACCUCUCCUUCUCCGACCUCCGCCUUUUUCCUCCCACCGGCAAAUUGGUCACCACCCUCUUCCAAACCACUGGCCGCGCAGCUGCUAAUUCCGGCACUAUCAACAUCACCUUUGAUUCCUCCUCGGGCACAGUCGCGUUCUACUCACCCACCUCCAGCGCUACGCUGCUGUCCCCAAUCAAAACCCUACCUUACAACAUAUCAAUUUUGUCGCUGAAUUCCCUACUAAUUCCUUACAAUCUCGAUCUCGUCGCUUCGGAGACUCGCCCCCCACUGGGACUCAACAUCACUAAAGCGCUAAUCGAUGGUCAUGAUUUCAAUGUAGCGGCGUCGAUGCUCGGCGCCUCAGGGGUAGUUUCGGAAUUUGAAGCGGACGAAACAGGGGCGGGGAUCACAAUGUUCGUCCCCACGGACGAAGCUUUCGCCGAUCUGCCAUCGACUGUCAAAUUUCAGUCAUUAGCUGCUGACAAGAAAGCAGUGGUGUUGAGGUUUCACGUCCUCCACUCCUACUACCCGUUGGGCUCUCUGGAGUCUAUUGUCAACCCAGUUCAGCCCACAUUGGCCACGGAGCAAAAUGGGGCGGGUAGUUUUACCCUAAAUAUUUCUCGGGUUAAUGGAUCAGUAGGAAUUGACAGUGGUGUGGUACAGGCAUCAGUAACUCAAACGGUUUUCGAUCAAAACCCUGUGGCUAUUUUCGGUGUCUCGAAAGUCUUACUGCCCAGAGAAUUUUUUGGGAGGAAUCCAAUUGAGGUGAACCAGCCUAAUGACGGCGGUGGAACGCUGAGCAGCGCUCAGCCGCCGGAUAUUGCGCUCUCACCUGAUAAUUCUCCAGCAAUAUACGGCCCGCCAAGUCAUUUAUCCGCGCCUCCGGGGCUGGGAAUUCGGUCUCCGGCUGCAGCCGUGGCAGUGGGGUUUCUAAGAACACUUUUGGGUCUGUGGUGUACAGGGAUCUAUUGCUAUCUAUUGCUAUAGCCAUGAAAUUGAUUGAUUUGGAGUUGCAUCAUUUUUCAUCACGGAGAAUACAGUUCGCGGCUUAGGAGCAAUUUUACGCUGGAAUUCAUCGAUCAUGACUUAUGAGGUAACUAAUAAAGAAAAAGGAAACAGAAAUGUGCAAACUUGUAUUUACUUGCCGAUAGUUUAGGAUAGGCGGUAAUGAUUUGGAUCCAUAAUUUAAUUUGUUGUAAUCAUCAUUUCUUGAAUCUGCAUUCUUGUUGUAAAGAAGUUGAAUUUUUUGGAUUGUAAUGUGUAAAAUAGUAACCAAUUUUUCUGUACAAAGUCUUGAGAAA
Messenger RNA from Sesamum indicum (sesame), 1953 nucleotides. Lineage: Eukaryota; Viridiplantae; Streptophyta; Magnoliopsida; Lamiales; Pedaliaceae. The record is from RefSeq and is a predicted model, not a curated record.